GAAUCCGAUUUCGUUUUUCAUUCGAUUAGCACUAGUGUACUUUAGUAUUCCUAACAUGGAGAAUUAUCGGCAAUCAAUCGAUAUUUUAUAAUAAUCGAUGUAUAACUUUCAUUUUAGUUAGAAAUUCCUGAUAUAGUGAAGUAUAUGUUUGGAACGGAAGAUAAUAGUUCAUAUUAUAAAUAAUGCCCCUAAAAGACGUAAUGGUUCUGGAAUUCGUUGGGCUCGCCCCAGGACCGUUUUGCGGUAAAAUUCUUGCGGAUUUUGGUGCUUCUGUAUUGAGAAUUGAUAAGGUUUGGGCAAAUAACUUCGAUGUAAUGACACAUGGAAAGACGACUCUAAAUAUGGAUUUGAAAACGUCAGAAGGGCGUGAACUAGCACGAAAACUUGUUCAAGUUCAUGAUGUACUGAUUGACCCAUUUAGACCUGGUGUAUUGGAGAGUGUUGGCCUUGGUCCUGAUGUCUUGUGCACGGAAAAUCCCAGGUUAAUAUACGCUCGUUUAACAGGCUUUGGCCAGUAUGGCCCAUUAGCGAAACGAGCAGGACAUGACAUUAACUACCUAGGGAUUUCUGGUGUUUUGUCUAUGCUGCGUUCUCACAACAAUAUACCAUCUCCACCUUUAAAUAUCUUGGCAGAUUUUGCUGGUGGAGGUUUACUAUGUGCAAUGGGAAUUUGCUUAGCACUUUUAGAACGCCACCGUUCUGGUUGCGGACAAGUAAUUGAUGCCUCAAUGUGUGAAGGAGUGGCAUAUUUAUCCUCAUGGUUAUUUUUGUCUCGUUCCCUUCCCAUAUGGAAGAGUCAAUCAGGUCAAAGCAUGUUGGAUGGAGGUGCAUAUUUUUAUGAUCUAUACGAAACAAAGGAUGGGAAAUAUAUGACAGUAGGAGCUCUGGAACCAAAGUUCUUCGAACUUUUUAAAAGUAAAUUGGAAUUGCCUGAACUCUGCCAAUUUCCCGAAAAUCAAUAUGAAAAAGAUAUUGCUAUAGAUUUAGUAAAACAAGCAUUUUUGAAAAAAACGCAAGCUGAGUGGUCGGAUAUAUUUGAAAAUAACGAUGCUUGUGUUUAUCCAGUUGUGGAAUGGGAAGAUGUAGCCCAGCACAGGCAUAAUAAAUUUCGUACAACCUUUCAACGAUUGAAUGAUAAGUGGGUGCCUGUACCGGCCCCCUUACUGAGUAGAACCCCUGGAAGCCUGAAAAGUAUGACUACUCAUUCAGGAAUUGAAAACGUUUUAAAAAAUGUGGAGUUGAACAAAGGCAACAUAAAAACAAGCGAUACUUUGUUUCCAACGAAAAAAUCAAAAAUGUAACUAAAAUUUAUAUGGAAGGUUAUGUUAAUUUUUAUAGAUUGACAAUUUAAAAUAGCGUGAUCAAAAAUCUUAAAUAUAAGCAACAUAUAUAAUAUAACAUUCCGUACUCCAGAAUUAAUUAUUGCUUACCAGAAUUAAAAUGCCUAAAA
This is a messenger RNA of Bactrocera oleae (olive fruit fly), 1450 nucleotides long. RefSeq names its product Alpha-methylacyl-CoA racemase (gene Amacr). Gene Ontology annotation, cellular component: mitochondrion. Gene Ontology annotation, biological process: bile acid metabolic process. Gene Ontology annotation, molecular function: alpha-methylacyl-CoA racemase activity. NCBI's taxonomy places the organism in Eukaryota, Metazoa, Arthropoda, Insecta, Diptera, Tephritidae. The record is from RefSeq and is a predicted model, not a curated record.